AUGUUACCAAAUGUUGCUCAUCAAAAAGCUAUAGAAGCUAUGGAACCCAACCAUUAUUGUCCUGAAAUCACACACCUUUUCUUCGCAGAUGACUGCAUUUUAUUCACAAAAGUCACUGGAAACAAACUUAUUUCUCAAUUUUCUUCAUCUUCUGGCCAAUUGGUUAAUCUAGAAAAAUCUAGUGUUUUCUUUAGUAAAAAUUUAAGUCCAGCUGCUUGUGAAGAUAUCUCUCAAAUGUUUGGUAUGAAAAAAAUGGACUUAAAUGAAAAAAAUUUGGCUGUUAAUUUGUUCCCUGGCAGAAAUAGAGAUAAAUGUUUUGAGGUUCUAAUUAACAAGAUGAAGAGUAAAUUACAGAGAUGGCAGGGGAAGUUAGUUAAUCAAGCUGGAAGAUCAAUACAGAUCAAGGCUACUCUUGGUUCUGUUGCUCAACACCAAAUGAGUAUAUUUUCCAUUCCUGAGAAGACAAGUGCCAAAAUGAAUGACAUUCAAAGAAACUACUUCUGGAAUAAAUACAAUGCAAAGGGAGUUAAUUUAAUAUCAUGGAAGAAUGUCUGCAAACCAAUUGCAGGGAGGCUUGGGGUUUUUAGAUACAACUAA
This is a messenger RNA of Papaver somniferum (opium poppy), 597 nucleotides long. RefSeq lists its product as uncharacterized. The transcript has a single exon. The coding region runs from base 1 to 597 and encodes 198 amino acids. Lineage: Eukaryota; Viridiplantae; Streptophyta; Magnoliopsida; Ranunculales; Papaveraceae. The record is from RefSeq and is a predicted model, not a curated record.